GCUGACGUGUCCCCUGCCCCCAGCGGUGCGGGCGGGACCGCAACAUGGCUGCGGCGCGGACGCUGCUGCUGUCGCUGCUGCUGUCGCUACUGCUGCCCUCACCGCCCGGACGGGUGCGGGGACAGUCGUCCCCAGGCCGCGGCCGCCGCCUCUCGGAGCUCAAGCGCUGCGCCGACGCUGAGUGCAGCAUGCUAAUGGCCCGGGGUGAAGCUCUUGGAGAUUUCACUGGCCCGGACUGUCGCUUUGUGAAUUUUAAAAAAGGUGACCCUGUGUAUGUCUACUAUAAACUGGCAGGCGUUUUGCCUGAAGUGUGGGCUGGAAGUGUUGGGCGUAUUUUUGGGUAUUUCCCAAAGGAUUUAAUCAGGGUAGACUAUGAAUAUACCAAAGAGGAGCUACAAGUUCCGGCAGAUGAGACGGAUUUCGUCUGCUUUGAUGGGGGAAGAGAUGAAUUUGAUAGCUAUGAUGUGGAAGAACUCUUAGGGUUUUUGGAAUUGUAUGAUUCUGCAACUGAAGAGUCUGCAGAAGAUUCUGGGAAGGAAGUGCCUCCUCGUGGAGAGGUGCCUCCCGCAGUGCCCGCAGGAAGUGGGCCCGCGCACGAGCCUGUGGACCGCGAUGCAGAGGGAGGUGGCCGUGUGCGCUCCGAGAGCUCCCAGGACCUCAGGGAGCCUGCACCGCCCAGGGAGCGCCAGCCUCCCACAGACCCAGGCCUGGCAGGGGCUGCUCAGGCAGCACCACCUCCCUCAGAGGCCUUUGAGGAAAUGCUGCAGGAGAAACUGAAAGUGCCAGAAAGCGAAGGCAACAGAACCGGCUCUCGUUCUCAGGCCUCUGGCGAGCAGAAGAUGGAUGCUUACAAGCUCCUGAAGAAAGAAAUGACUCUCGACCUGAAAACAAAGUUUGGCUCCACGGCAGAUGCCAUGGUGUCCGAUGACGAGACGACAGGACUGGUGACCGCACCAGAAGAGGACUUCGAUGAGGCACUGGACGCUGAGUCCUACAUGAUGGAGGGGGAGGAGGUGGAUGACAGCGACUUGGAGGAGCUGCCGCUCCUGACCUUCACUGACGCAGAAGAGCCGGGACCUGCAGGGGGGCCCGGGCCGGAGAAGUCCUCAGCGGAGGAGGCACAGAGCUCGGACGAGCAGGGCAAAGUCUUGGCAGCUCUGCCCCCUGGCGUGGGGACUGGCGAUAAGAACAUACUGACCGCCUGGGGGGACACUUUCUUCUCCAUCGUCACAGGAGGCGACGAGGGGUUGGGUGUCCAGGAUCUGGAGGGUUCUGAUUCAGAGGAAGAAAAGGAAGACGAUGAUGCUGCAGGCCCAGAGAGCAAACAGAGGAGCCCACAGACGCCCGCGGGUUCUUCUGGCCCUGAAACUCCUGGUGACUUUUUUGUAGAGGUCUUUAAAACAAAUGAUGAAAAUGACCCAGGAGUGGACACAGAACCUCCCAAUAAAGAAAAAGCCAGGGAUAUUCAGGAGCCCACAGCUGCCCUGGUGCAAGAUGAAUCCCAGUCGGAGGGUGCACAGCUCCCGGGGGUUGAUGGGCAGAGGACUGGGCCGGGUCCCGAGAAAGGCAAAGACCCCCUUCCACCAGCCUUGGAGAACAGAGAUGGUGACCCGCAGGAAGCAGGUGUCCGUGUCGUAAAAGACGCGCUCCAGGAAGGAGAGCCUGCAGCGGAGACCCCGGCUGGUGGCUCGAAGAGCAGCUCAGAGAGUGGCAGGGAGCAGAAAACAGCAGGUAGUCGGACAGGAAGGGUGCGAGAGCAGGAGCUCUCCGGGGCCGAGCAGCCCUCGGGGGAGGAUCGGCACAGUGCACCCAGAGACGGGGUGCAGGUGGCAGGGGGCUCGGCAGGGGGACCCGACCGGCACCCCAGUGCAGCACAGCGCCAACUUCAGGAGCACAACGAGGAGCCAGGUCUUAAAGCCCAACGUCAGCCGCAGUUCUCUUCUCCAGCCGGAGCAGGUUUGUCAGGAAAAUCGAAAGAGGAGGUCCCCGCUCUGGGAGGAAAUCUUUCCCCGCCACAGCAGAGAGAUGCGGCCGCCGCCCUUGGUCAGCGAGCGAUUGAGGACACGGAGUCGGCUGCGGACUCAGCUCAGCCCCAGGCAGAGCAGGAGGCAGACGGGGCAGAGGAGAGAGGGGGACUGGGCAGCACGGCUGCUCCAGGCUCCCCUGCUGCGGAGACAGAGGGGGAGGAGGGGGAGACGGAGGAGGAGGAGGAGGGCGAGGAGGAGGAGCUCCCAGAGGAGCUGAUGGAGGAUGAAAACGCUGUAAGUGCAAAGCAGUCUCAAGAAAUCCUCCCGGAAGUCUGGGACAGGAAGUCGCAUAUUAGUCCAGGACGCUCUGAGGAAGCGCAUUUAGGGACUGUUCGUCUCAAUCCAGAAACCAAAGAAAACCAACAAGACCUGAAUGUGACUGCUGUGAUUGAAAAAGAAAAUGCUACUGCAGCAAGAGAGGGAGGCAGGGGGCCAGGCAGCGUGGAGGUGGGGGCAGAGGACGGAAGUCCUCCCACAUGGGACGGGGAUGGAGCCCAGGCAGCACCAGAAUCCAGCGGCCCUGAGGGCCAGGACAGAGUCCCCUGGCCAGGGCCAGGCAAGGUGCUGCAGGAGAAUGGUGUGGCGGGUGUACGGCAGGAUGGGGAGAGGCCCGUUGGGGAGCUCUCUGAGGAGGCUGGGGAUGCGGGACACCUGGGGCCCGCCUCUGCAGACCCCAGAGACGACCCGUCCCCGGGGAGUCCACACGCUGGGCUUGCAGCAGGGCUGGAUGGCAGCGUGGAGGACUGGCCCGUCAUCGGCAGCUUCUUCAAGGAGCAGCAGUCCUUGCAGCGCUUCCUCAAGUACCUCGACGCCCGCUUGCUGGAAGCUAUGCUGCAGGACAUGUCCUCAAAGCUGAGGGCCGCACAGCGGGAGAGCCUGCCCUACAACGUGGACAAGGUGCUGGACAAAGUCUUCCGGGCCUCCGAGUCCCAGAUUCUGAGUGCAGCGGAGAAAAUGCUCGAUGCCCGAGUGACCAGAAACAGCAUGCUGGAGGAGUUGGCAGAGUAUGCGGUGCUGGACGAUGUCCAGGACCUGAUCUACUUUGUCAGGUACAAGCACUUGGCCGAGGACACACGCGCCCCGCUGACCACAGCCCCGCCACUGGGGGAAGCCUGGAGCAGACCCACCCAAGAGAUGCAGCCGCCCCCAGGCGAUCCCUUCCCACGAGAGACCUCCGAAGACCUGAGCUUGGAAGAGCCGAGCUCGCAGCUCCCGGAGGAGCCUGGCCUCCAGAGCCAACCCGGGGCUGGGGACGCCGGCGCCCCUGAAGCGGCUCAGAGCCCGAGUCCGCAGGAGGACGAGGCUCCAGGGGUGGCGACCACGACAGGCUCCGGAGCCGAGCCUGGGGGCGCCGAGAAGCCGGAGGCGGAGCCGGGCGGGGAGGAGCUGGGCCGCAGCGGGCCUCUGGCUGGCGCGGUCCUGGCAUUGCGCUCCCUCCUGCCCUACCUGCGCGAGACGCUGAUCGCUACACUGCCUGAGGAUGUUCAGCCUGGACCCGACUUUUACGGGCUUCCCUGGAAGCCCGUGCUGCUUACUGCCUGUUUGGGAAUUGUUUCCUUUGCCGUCUUCUUCUGGAGAACUGUUCUUGCAGUGAAGGAGAGAAUGUACCAAGUCACUGAAGAGCAGAUUUUGGAAAAGGUGAAGAGUACCACAAAGGAAAAUGCAGAACUUGUACAAAAAGUGUCAGAUUAUGAGCAAAAGGUCAAGGAAUCAAAGAAGCUUGUUCAAGAAACCAAGAAGCAAAAUAAAGUUCUCUCUGAUGAAGCAAUUCGAUACAAGGAUAAAAUCAAGAUACUUGAAGAAAAUAAUGAAAUUCUGAGUGACACAGCUGAAAGUCUUCGUGUUCUGUUAGAAUCUGAGAGGGAACAAAAUGUGAAAAAUCAGGACUUGAUUCUAGAAAACGAGAAAUCUAUGGAGAAGUUAAAGGAUGUUAUUUCAGUGAAUGCCUCGGAGUUUUCGGAGGUUCAGGUUGCCCUGAAUGAAGCCAAGCUUAGUGAAGAGAAGGUGAAGUCCGAGUGCCACCGGGUUCAAGAAGAAAACACGAAGCUGAAGAGGAAGAAAGUGCAGCUGGAGCAGGAAAUUGAAGACUGGAAGAAGUCGAAUGCUGAGCUCAGCGAGCAGCUCAAAGCCUUCCAGAAGUCUCAGAGGCGUGUGGAAGCUGCGCUCGCACACAAGGACGAUAGUAUUGGGGCUUUGUCCAGUUGCAUCACACAGUUGAAUCAGUUAGAGCACGGAUCUGAAUCCGAGGGUACAAGCCCAGGCGGAAAGGAGCCAGAUGAAUUAGCCAACGGAGAAGUGGGAGGUGACCAGAGUGAGAUGAAGAGUCAGAUCAGGCAGAUGAUGGACGUCUCUCGGACACAGACCUCGAUUUCAGUGCUUCAGGAGGACCUCAGACUCCUACAGGGGAAGCUGCGGGCGGUGAUGUCCGCCAAGUGCGACCUGGAAGACGAGAUGAAGAAGCUGGGCGAGGACUGCAGUGCACUAGAGGCCACCAAGGCCGGGCUGGAGGAGGAGUGCGGGACGCUGCAGCAGAAGGUGGAGAUUCUGAACGAGCUGUACCAGCAGAAGGAGAUGGCGCUGCAGAAGAAACUGAGUCAGGAAGAAUAUGAGCUGCAGGCUCGAGACCAGCGGCUGUCGGCUGCUGAUGAGAAGGUGGUGCUGGCUGCGGAGGAAGUCAAAGUGUACAAGCAGAGAAUUGAAGAAAUGAAGGAAGAACUACGGAAGACAGAGCGCUCAUUCAAAAGCCAGCUGGCGACCCACGAGAAGAAAGCUCACGAGAACUGGCUCAAAGCUCGCAACGCAGAAAGGCUGAUCGCUGAGGAGAAGAGAGAGGCCGCCACCCUGCGGCACAGAUUAGUGGAAAUGACCCAGAAGAUGGCCAUGCGGCAGGAUGAACCUGUGAUUGUGAAACCGAUGCCAGGAAGACCGGUGGCACAGAACGCUCCCCGGAGAGGUCCCCUGAGCCAGAACGGCUCUUUUGGGCCGUCCCCCGUGAGUGGCGGUGAGUGCUCCCCGCCUCUGAACGCAGAGCCCCUGGGCCGGCCACUGUCUGCGACCUUCACACGAAGAGACAUGCCAAGAAGUGAAUUCGAUCCAGGCCCUGGCCCCGGUCCCGGACCCGCGGGGAACAGCGGUUCGCGAGGCUCUUCCCCGGCGAAGGGCAUGGACGAGGGCAAGGUGAACGUGGCCGCGAAGGGGCCCCCUGCGUUCCCAGGGCCACCAUUCAUGGGAGGCCCGAUGCCGCCACCUAUGGGGUACGGACCGCCGCCACCCCAGCUCUGUGGGCCCUUCGGGCCUCGGCCGAUGCCGCCUCCACCUCCACCGUUCGUGCCUUACCUGUGCCCGCCGCUGGGCCUGAGGGAGUUCGCCCCGGGCGUCCCGCCUGCACGCCGAGACCUGCCUCCGCACGCCCGCGAGUUCGUGCCUGGACCCGCGCCAUUCCGACCUCCGGGCCCGCCCGGCCCCCGGGAGUACUUUAUUCCCGGCCCUCGAUUGCCGCCGCCGCCGCCCGCCGGCCCCCAGGACUACGCGCCGCGGCUUCCCGAGGGAGACUCCCUGCUCUCGGGCCCCAGGGACCAGCCCGCUGCCGGCCGGGACUCUUCGCAGGCUCUGAGGCAGAGCCCGUGAGUGACCUCCGCGCCGAGGGGACUGGACUGCACUAUUCAGAUGGCAGAGGCUUCCACUGGCUUUGAAAUCCGGAAGUUUAUUUUCACAGGUUUUUAGUACUCAGCUGCCUUGGGCAGUGUGCAUUUUUGAGCCAAACAAUUCAAAAGUCAUCUUCCCCUCUAAAAAUCGCCUCUUAAGCUUGAGUGUCCUUCCAACUUUGAAAUGUGCAAUAACGAUACCUGUGUUUUAGUUAAUGUAGCAUAUAUAAUUGCAAAAUGAUUCAGAAUGUCAUAAAAAUGACCAUUUCCUGUGGAAAUGCUUUAAGAACACGUGUUUCCAUUAUUGUAUUUUUGGUGUACCAACUGAAUACAGAGCAAUGGUGUUUAUACGCUUGGCCCCGCCCCGCCCCGCCCCUCCCCAUACUGGUCGAAAAGACUGUUACGUAAAGAUGUUUACUCAAAGAUCAUAAACUUUAUCUCCCCUCUCGCUGAUGCCCUUUGUAGUAAUAGCUAAUAAAAACUUGUUUGUUAAUAUUCC
Chinchilla lanigera (long-tailed chinchilla) is the source of this 6170-nucleotide messenger RNA. It is a transcript of the gene Mia3, whose product is annotated as melanoma inhibitory activity family, member 3. Gene Ontology annotation, cellular component: endoplasmic reticulum membrane; endoplasmic reticulum exit site. The record is from RefSeq and is a predicted model, not a curated record. Bases 45 to 5654 code for a protein of 1869 amino acids. Gene Ontology annotation, molecular function: protein binding. Gene Ontology annotation, biological process: endoplasmic reticulum to Golgi vesicle-mediated transport; vesicle cargo loading; protein secretion. Lineage: Eukaryota; Metazoa; Chordata; Mammalia; Rodentia; Chinchillidae. The transcript is spliced from 27 exons.